AUGGCCCUCAGGCAGGAAGACGUGGAGAAGUUUCUCAAUGAAAACCCCGCUUUCACAGAGCAAUACUUUGAAAAGGUUCUGAGCCCCGAGAAUGUGGUUGGUGCAUGUGAGGGUAGGGGCCUGGUGGAUUUCUCAACCUUUAAAGAACUAUGCCAGGUGGAAGAGAGUGAAGCCCUCUUUGAACUUGUUCAGGACAUGCAAGAAAGUAUCAACAUGGAGAAGGUGGUCUUCAAAAUCCUGAGGAGGGUAUGCACCAUCAUCCACGCCGACCGUUGCAGCCUCUUCAUGUACCGACAGAGGAACGGUGUUGCAGAACUAGCCACAAGGCUCUUCAACGUCCAGCCUGGCAGCACCCUGGAGGAGUGCCUGGUGCCCCCUGACUCCGAGAUUGUCUUCCCUCUGGACAUUGGGGUCAUUGGGAACGUGGCACAGACAAAGAAGACCGUCAACAUCCAGGACGUCAAUGAGUGCCCCCACUUCAGCUCAUUUGCAGAUGAGCUUACUGACUACGUGACCAAGAACAUACUUGCCACGCCCAUCAUGAAUGGCAAAGAUGUUGUUGCUGUAAUCAUGGCCAUAAACAAAACUGAUGGCCCAUUUUUCACCAGCGAAGAUCAAGAUGUUUUCUUGAAGUAUCUGAAUUUUGCCACCUUAAACCUCAAAAUCUAUCAUUUGAGCUAUCUGCACAACUGUGAGACUCGAAGAGGCCAGGUACUGCUUUGGUCCGCCAAUAAGGUGUUUGAGGAGCUUACGGAUAUUGAGAGACAAUUCCACAAGGCCUUUUACACAGUCCGAGCCUACCUAAACUGUGACCGCUACUCUGUGGGCCUCCUGGAUAUGACUAAGGAGAAGGAAUUCUUUGAUGUGUGGCCAGUGCUUAUGGGAGAAGCUCAACCAUAUUCAGGGCCCCGAACUCCUGAUGGCAGAGAAAUCCAGUUUUACAAAGUAAUUGACUAUAUCCUUCAUGGCAAAGAAGAUAUUAAAGUCAUUCCAACUCCCCCAGCGGAUCACUGGGCACUGGUCAGUGGCCUCCCAACCUACGUAGCAGAAAGUGGCUUUAUCUGUAACAUUAUGAAUGCCCCUGCAGAUGAGAUGUUUGAAUUUCAGGAAGGGCCACUAGAUGACUCUGGAUGGAUUAUAAAAAAUGUCCUCUCCAUGCCUAUAGUCAACAAAAAAGAGGAGAUUGUUGGCGUUGCUACUUUUUACAACAGGAAAGAUGGGAAACCCUUUGAUGAACAAGAUGAAGUUCUUAUGGAGUCUCUAACACAAUUCCUUGGCUGGUCUGUGCUCAACCCUGAUACCUAUGACAAGAUGAAUAAACUGGAAAACCGAAAGGACAUUGCCCAAGACAUGGUGUUGUACCACGUGAGAUGUGAUAAGGAUGAAAUCCAGGAAGUGCUGCCAACAAGAGAACGGCUGGGGAGAGAACCCAUGGACUGUGAUGAAGAUGAGCUCAGAGCAAUCCUGAAAGUCGAGCUGCCAGGACCUACCAAGUUUGACAUCUAUGAGUUCCACUUCUCAGACCUGGAAUGUACGGAGCUGGAGCUGGUGAAAUGUGGGAUCCAGAUGUACUAUGAGCUGGGUGUGGUCAAGAAGUUCCAGAUCCCCCAGGAGGUCCUAGUUCGGUUCUUAUAUUCGGUCAGCAAAGGAUACCGAAGAAUCACUUACCAUAACUGGCGCCAUGGCUUUAAUGUGGCCCAAACCAUGUUCACACUUCUCAUGACGGGCAAAUUGAAGGACUACUACACAGAUCUGGAAGCUUUUGCCAUGGUUACAGCUGGUCUAUGCCAUGACAUUGACCACAGGGGAACCAACAACCUCUACCAGAUGAAAUCCCAGAAUCCAUUAGCAAAGCUUCAUGGCUCAUCGAUUCUAGAAAGACACCAUCUGGAGUUUGGGAAGUUCUUGCUUGCAGAAGAGAGCCUGAAUAUCUAUCAGAACCUGAAUCGUCGCCAACACGAGCAUGUGAUCCACCUGAUGGACAUCGCCAUUAUUGCCACAGAUCUAGCCCUCUACUUCAAAAAAAGAACAAUGUUUCAGAAGAUUGUGGAUGAAUCCAAAGGAUAUGAAGACAAGAAAAGCUGGGUGGAGUACCUCUCCCUGGAGACAACAAGGAAAGAGAUUGUCAUGGCAAUGAUGAUGACUGCAUGUGACUUGUCUGCCAUCACCAAGCCUUGGGAAGUCCAGAGUAAGGUAGCACUGCUGGUGGCUGCUGAGUUCUGGGAGCAGGGUGACUUGGAGAGAACAGUGCUUGACCAGCAGCCAAUUCCCAUGAUGGACAGAAACAAAGCUGCUGAGCUGCCUAAGCUGCAAGUGGGGUUCAUUGACUUCGUGUGUACAUUCGUAUACAAGGAGUUUUCACGUUUCCAUGAGGAAAUCCAGCCGAUGUUUGACAGGCUGCAGAAUAACAGGAAGGAGUGGAAGGCCCUGGCUGAUGAGCAUGAGGCUAAAGUGAAAGCUUUGGAGGAAGAAAAGAAACAAGAAGACGGGAAAAUUGCAGCAAAGAAAGCUGGUACCGAGAUUUGCAAUGGAGGCCCGGCUCCAAAGUCUUCCACCUGCUGCAUUCUCUAA
Messenger RNA from Trichosurus vulpecula (common brushtail), 2571 nucleotides. RefSeq names its product phosphodiesterase 6B (gene PDE6B). The record is from RefSeq and is a predicted model, not a curated record. Lineage: Eukaryota; Metazoa; Chordata; Mammalia; Diprotodontia; Phalangeridae. The transcript has 22 exons. Gene Ontology annotation, cellular component: photoreceptor outer segment membrane. Gene Ontology annotation, molecular function: protein binding; 3',5'-cyclic-nucleotide phosphodiesterase activity. Gene Ontology annotation, biological process: retina development in camera-type eye; signal transduction. The coding region runs from base 1 to 2571 and encodes 856 amino acids.